Messenger RNA from Magallana angulata, 2549 nucleotides. RefSeq lists its product as uncharacterized. Bases 225 to 2369 code for a protein of 714 amino acids. The transcript is spliced from 11 exons. Gene Ontology annotation, molecular function: calcium-dependent cysteine-type endopeptidase activity. Lineage: Eukaryota; Metazoa; Mollusca; Bivalvia; Ostreida; Ostreidae. Gene Ontology annotation, cellular component: cytoplasm. The record is from RefSeq and is a predicted model, not a curated record. Gene Ontology annotation, biological process: proteolysis.
UUUGAACGCGAUAAUAGUGCGCCAUCAGGUUUGCUCCCAGUUUUACGGUGGAUUUACGGGGAGAAAUCUUUUAGGUUUUGUCUCUUUUUUUUCCGUGUCCACCCCGGGGGUUACCUAUGAUAAAGCUGUCCUUCAACUGCCCCCCUCCGUAGAGAUUUUGGAAGACGCUUUUCAUCUAUUCCGCUCUUCGUUAUAUUUUCGUCAAGCAGGCGUUAUCAAAAUUCAUGGCGGGCAAUCGACACAACACCGAAGUUCCUUACCAAAACUAUGAUAAAUUGAAGCAGACGAUACUGAUGAAACGUCAACGCGGCAAACCGGAACUGUUCAUAGAUCCGUCAUUUCCGCCGGAUCUUUCGUCACUCACAUACGUGUACAUAGGAGAUGAUAGAUACGAAAGGACGAAAUUCGCCAGACCCCUUGAAAUAUAUCCAACUGGAGCCUUUGCAGGCGUUUGUGGAGUUUGGAAUGUACCGUUUCCAUGGAAACACUUUAAAAAGAGAGGAUGGAUUCAGGCGGCAGUUCAAGUGCUAUCUCUGGCUGUCCGCUUCAUGGAAAAAGUCAUUCCUGGGUACAGGAAAUGUGAACAGAACUUCGAGGAAGACUACAUUGGUGCCUUCCGGUUCAACAUCUGGCGGUUCGGUCAGUGGGUGGAAACCACGGUGGACGACCAUCUCCCGGUGUUGGACGACAAGCUUAUGUACUGUAACGCACUGGGGGAACCCCCGGAGUUCUGGGGAGCGCUGCUGGAAAAGGCGUACGCCAAAUUCAAUAAAGCAUACGAGACAAUAGAAUACGGCGAUAUACUGGACGCCCUGACCGACCUUACUGGUGCCAUCUGUGAAUACUUCACCCCCGACGUUAACCCCCCGGAGCAGUUUUUCUACACGCUGUAUACCUCCGUUGUCAAUCGGUCCUUAGUCGUCUGCUGGCGAAACGAGAAAAGGCUGACCUGGUCCGGAUUCAACUUUGAAGGGAAAGAAGAACUAGCCAGUGAUUCAGACAAUAUCAGAUAUCUGCACAUCGUUACGGCUGUGUCGAAGUUUCCACUGGUAGACGGAAGGGAAGUUGAGGUUGUGAGGCUGAGGUGUUUCUUUCCUAAUGAACCUAGAUGGAAUGGAAAGUUCUCAAACAGAUUGUAUUUCAGUGACACAACCUCAUGGGCAGAUAUCAGCAAAGAUUUUUUCGAGCAAUAUUCGCCGCUUAAAAACAAAGAAGACAACGAAUACUGGAUGACGCUCAACGAUUUUCAGUGUAAUUUUGGCGGACUAAUUAUUUGUAGCGAGGCGGAUCCAUACCACCCGGAAGGGUUCGGAUUAGAGCGGUCAUACACGUGUAAGACAGAGAAGGUUCCCGACCUUGUUUAUAUUCUCCAUUCUCAGAGGAGAAUGUCGGAACGUAGAUCGUCAAGCCUCAAAGCAAGAGAUCAUGGCAAAAUGAGAAGCUAUGUUAGUGAAAAGGUUAAGAAAAAAGUAAACGAAAUUAAAGUGACAGAAUCGAAUCUUACUGUAAAAAUGGACACGUGCCGACGUCGAAGUACCGGCGACGCCACAGUGACGUCAGAUAACAUUACCCAUAUAUCAUACCCGGGGUGUAUAUCUUACGAUCACACAACAGAAGGACAACUAAAAUGCCAAAUGUACACUUCCCGAAAGCACCAGUCAUUACCACAUGAAGAGAUUUAUAAUUCGAUCAAUACCCGAGUUUCUUUUGAACUGGAGAGCUCGAAUAGCACGUCAGACAUAUCGGUGAUUAUCUCACGGCCGCACAGCGCGCCGAUGUCGUCUGGGGAAACCGACUCAAAGUACGGGUCCUCGGGUUCGGUAUCCCAGCUGACACAGAGCAACUUUCUCGCUACAAGAAAAGACUUUUUCAGACCCCGAGGGGGUUGGAAGCAGAUUAUAGAGCAGCGAGGAUGUUGGUGUAAAAGCACGAGUGGCAUUCAACCGUCCAAUCUGGAUUUGCUAAGCAAGUGUCCAAGAAUCCCAAUAACGCUUGUUAGGAAAGAUGACGAACAGAAGCAGCCUCGAUCUAGAUAUCAAAAAAAGAAUCUUAUUCUGAUCUCCCUGCUUCAAGACUACAGACACGGGAUAGAACACUCCAACAAUAUGCCGGUGCAGUUUGGAUUUAGCCUGUUCAGGUGUAAGAACGCAGAACAUGGCGAGAAGAAACUGUUAUCAAAGCUUCAGUUUGUGUCAAACGUAGAAUCAAAGUUUGAGGCGAGAGAAAUCAAAACGAGGCAAUCUCUUGACGACGGUUGCUAUGUAGUUGUACCAUACUGCCUCACCUCAGGACACGAGGGAGAAUUUUUGGUUCGAAUCAUAGGCGAGAAAGAUAUGCUAGAAAAUAAAAAUGGAUGCGUACUUUCUUAACGAGAUCGAUUCAUUUCGUGAACAUUGCACAAAGGCAACAAUUAUUAAUAUAUUUGUGUUAGUCAAUCUUAUUUUUUAUAUAAACAUAUUGUCGCUUUUAUGUGCCUUUUACUUCAUGUCUUUGCUGCUUUUUUCAUGAGCUGUAUAAAUUCAGUGUUAUUAUACAUUUGCUUUAUUUUU